AUGCUUUUGUUUCUUUUUGUUUUUCUUACUGCUAUGCAUUUUCUUUCUCUUUUCUUUCUUCUCGUUUUUUCUGGUUCUGAUUCAUGUAUUUCGCGUCCAAAGAUAUUUUUUCUCUCUCACAAGUCCAAAGAUAUUUUUUCUCUCACAAGUCCAAAGAUAUUUUUUCUCUCUCACAAGUCCAAAGAUAUUUUUUUCUUUCACAAGUCCGAAUAUUUUUUUUUUUCACAAGCCCAAAUAUUUUUUUUCUUUCACAAGCCCAAAUAUUUUUUUCUUUCACAAGCCCAAAUAUUUUUUUCUUUCACAAGCCCAAAUAUUUUUUUUCUUUCACAAGCCCAAAGAUAUUUGUGCUUCUUCUUCCUCCACUUCCCUCGAUUUCUUCCUUCUCCUCUUCGUUCUUCUCGGCUUCUUCCUCUACUUCGUUCGCCUCGGUUGCUUCAUUCAUCUCCUUUUCGUUCUCUAUGGCUUUAUCUUCUUUGUUCUCAUCGGCUUCUUCCUACUCCCCCUCCUCUUCGUUCUGCUCAGAUUGUUCCUCCUCUUCCUUAUCCUCGGCUUGUUCCUCCUCUUCGUUCUGCUCGGCGUCUUCCUCCCCUUCGUUCUGCUCGGCCUCUUCCUCCCCUUCGUUCUGCUCGGUCUCUUCCUCCCCUUCGUUCUGCUCGGCCUCUUCCUACCCUUCUUUUUGCUCGGCCUCUUCCUCCUCGUCGUUCUGCUCGGCCUCUUCCUCCUCGUCGUUCUGCUCGGCCUCUUCCUCCCCUUUUCUGCUCGGCCUCUUCCUCCUCGUCGUUCUGCUCGGCCUCUUCCUCCUCGUCGUUUUGCUCGGCCUCUUCCUCCUCUUCGUUCUACUCGGCCUCUUCUCCCCUUUGUACUACUCGGCCUCUUCUUCCUCGACGUUCUGCUCGGCCUCUUCCUCCCCUUCGUUCUGCUCGGCCUCUUCUCCCUUUCCUUCUGCUCGGCCUCUUCCUCCUCGUCGUUCUACUCGGCCUCUUCUCCCCUUUGUUCUGCUCGGCCUCUUCCUCCUCGUCGUUCUGCUCGGCCUCUUCCUCCCCUUCGUUCUGCUCGGCCUCUUCUCCCUUUCGUUCUGCUCAGCCUCUUCCUCUUCGUCGUUCUGCUCGGCCUCUUCCUCCUAUUCAUUCUGCUCAGCCUCUUCCACCUCGUCGUUCUCUCAGCCUCUUCUCCCUUUCGUUCUGCUCGGCCUCUUCCUCCGCGUCGUUCUGCUCGGCCUCUUCCUCCUAUUCGUUCUGCUCGGCCUCUUCCACCUCGUCGUUCUACUCGGCCUCUUCUCCCUUUCGUUCUGCUCGGCCUCUUCCUCCUCGUCGUUCUGCUCGGCCCCUUCCUCCCCUUCGUUCUGCUCGGCCUCUUCUCACUUUCCUUCUGCUCGGUCUCUUCCUCCCCUUCGUUCUGCUCGGCCUCUUCUCCCUUUCGUUCUGCUCGGCCUCUUCCUCUUCGUCGUUCUGCUCGGCCUCUUCCUCCUAUUCGUUCUGCUCGGCCUCUUCCACCUCGUCGUUCUCUCGGCCUCUUCUCCCUUUCGUUCUGCUCGGCCUCUUCCUCCUCGUCGUUCUGCUCGGCCUCUUCCCUCCCUUCGUUCUGCUCGGCCUCUUCUCCCUUAUCUUCUGCUCUUGGCCUCUACCUCCUCGUCGUUCUGCUCGGCCUCUUCCUCCCCUUCGUUCUGCUCGGCCUCUUCUCCCUUUCCUUCUGCUUGGCCUCUUCUUCCCUCGUCGUUCUGCGGCCUCUUCCUCCCUAUUCGUUCUGCUCAGCCUCUUCCACCUCGUCGUUUCUCGGCCUCUUCUCCCUUUCGUUCUGCUCGGCCUCUUCCUGCCCUUCGUUCUGCUCGACCUCUUCUCCCUUUCUGUUCUGCUCGGCCUCUUCCUCCUCGUCGUUCUGCUCGGCUUCUUCCUCCCCUUCGUUCUGCUCAGCCUCUUCCACCUCGUCGUUCUCUCGGUCUCUUCUCCCUUUCGUUCUGCUCAGCCUCUUCCUCCUCGUCGUUCUGCUCGGGGCUCUUCCUCCCCUUCGUUCUGCUCGGCCUCUUCCUCCUCUUCGUUCUACUCGACCUCUUCCUCCCCUUCGUUCUGCUCGGCCUCUUCCUCCUCGUCGUUCUACUCGGCCUCUUCUCCCCUUUGUUCUGCUCGGCCUCUUCCUCCUCGUCGUUCUGCUCGGCUUCUUCCUCCCCUUCGUUCUGCUCUCGGCCUCUUCUCCUUUCCUUCUGCUCGGCCUCUUCCUCCCCUUCGUUCUGCUCGGCCUCUUCUCCCUUUCCUUCUGCUCGGUCUCUUCCUCCCCUUCGUUCUGCUCGGCCUCUUCUCCCUUUCCUUCUGCGAGGCCUCUUCCUCCUCGUCGUUCUGCUCGGCCUCUUCGUCCCCUUCGUUCUGCUCGGCCUCUUCUCCCUUUCCUUCUGCUUGGCCUCUUCUUCCUCGUCGUUCUGCUCGGCCUCUUCCUCCUAUUCGUUCUGCUCAGCCUCUUCCACCUCGUCGUUCUACUCGGCCUCUUCUCCCUUUCGUUCUGCUCGGCCUCUUCCCCCUCAUCGUUCUACUCGGCCUCAUCCACCUCGUCGUUCUGCUCGGCCUCUUCCUCCUCUUCGUUCUGCUCGACCUCUUCCUCCCCUUCGUUCUACUCGGUGUCUUUCUCCUUCUUUUCGGUUAUAUAUAG
Molecule: messenger RNA, 2637 nt
Organism: Acanthosepion pharaonis
Lineage: Eukaryota; Metazoa; Mollusca; Cephalopoda; Sepiida; Sepiidae
Source: the annotation of a GenBank genome assembly